Molecule: messenger RNA, 1452 nt
Organism: Haliotis rufescens (red abalone)
Lineage: Eukaryota; Metazoa; Mollusca; Gastropoda; Lepetellida; Haliotidae
Exons: 1
Coding region: 1-1452 (483 amino acids)
Biological process (GO): DNA integration
Molecular function (GO): nucleic acid binding
Source: RefSeq, a predicted model, not a curated record
AUGCAAAACCAAAACCUGAAACUGAUCCCUGUAGUGUUGAACUACAGAAAGCCUUCUGCAGUCACACCACAGUUCAACCCAAAGCUGAUACAUCUCUACAUCGAUCAUGGGAAAAAACUCCUUGAUGCCACAAUCAAUACUAUCGAGGAUCCCGAUGGGGCGGCCUCCAUCAAUGGUACUGAUGUUGAGAAAGCUGAACUACAAUUGUAUCGCCAAGCUCAGGAAGAAUGCCUUCCAGAUGAAAUGAAAGCAUUAUCCAAAGGUCUGAGAAUAGCAUCUAACAGCAGGCUCUCGCAACUCAGUCCAGAGUAUGAUAAAGACCAUCACGUCAUACGUGUUGGUGGUAGACUGAGAAGAUGUGAUGAACUGUCAAUCGAUGUAAAACAUCCCAUUGUUCUAGAUCCAAAUCAUAAUGUUACGAAGCUCCUCAUAAAGAAAUAUGACUCUGACCUCCACCACUAUGGUGCUGAAAGACUACACGGUGAAAUCAGAAGAAAAUUCUGGAUUCUUCGAGGCUGUGAAGCUAUUAAAAAACAUCAGAGACAAUGCCAUGAUUGUCAGAAAUGGAGAGCAAAUCCAGAGAUUCCUUUGAUGGCCGACCUACCAGAGGCUCGGCUAAGACUGUUCAAACCACCCUUCUAUUCGACAGGAAUAGAUUGCUUUGGGCCUAUGUAUAUAAAGAUUGGCAGACACAGAGAGAAAAGGUAUGGAAUCAUCUUUAAAUGCAUGACAACCCGAGCCGUCCACAUUGAUAUACUUGACAGUCUGGACACGGACGCAUUCCUAAUGGCCCUUCGCAGAUUCAUCUCCAGGAGGGGUUGUCCCUUUGAACUGUUGUCAGACUGUGGCACAAACUUCAAAGGUGGUGAAAAUGAAUUGUGCAAAGCUUUUGAAGCUAUGAACUCUGAACUGAAAGAAAAACUCGCCAAGAACCAUAUCCGAUUCCAAUUCAAUCCGCCAUUUGCCCCUCACUUUGGUGGAUUGUGGGAACGUGAAAUUAGAUCAAUCAAGUAUGGCCUACGCAGUAUACUAGGAACUGAAUCCGUCAGUGAAUCUGUCCUGAGAACUGUCAUGACAGAGGUAGAAUCUAUUUUGAACUCCAAACCUCUGGGUUACACCUCAUCGGACAUCUCCGAUACCGAUCCUGUAACUCCAUACACCUUGCUGAUCGGGAGAUCAGACCCAGCACUUCCUCAGGUUGUCUACCUGAAUGAAGACAGACUAACAAAGAAACGAUUUCGUCAAAGUCAAGUACUAGCUGAUCACUUCUGGAGGAAAUUCAUCAAGGAGUACUUGCCAAAUCUCCAGCCACGUGUGAAAUGGACGGACGAACGGCGCAAUGUACAAACUGACGAUGUUGUGCUAAUCAUUGACCCUCUUCACACUCGCAGUGAGUGGAAGAUUGGACAAGUGAUAGAGACCUAUGCAGGGUCCGACGGUAGAGUACGAUAA